AUGGAUCUAAUUCAGGGCCGUGAGGCUGAAAGGAAAUCGACUUCGAAUAAUCACACGAAAAUCGACAGGAUCGAAAAUGAGAGCAUCUCAGCACUACUCAGCCACGCCUCUUUGGUGCUCGUUUGCGCCAGCAUCGCCAUCAUCCUGUUGGUAAACCUCCUAGAACGUUUCGCUUUACGGAAACUAUGGCGCGGCGUCUGGACCGAACUUGAACUCCAUGGAGAGGAGCGACGACGUCGUUCGUUUACCUAUCACCACGUUGCCGCACUCGUCAUGUUCCUCCUGUUAUGCUUCGCGCUAUACCCCGUCUACCUAUUCCUCAUUUCUCCUGAAAGUGGGUUAUCCACGCCCAUUAUGGAGCAUAACAGCAAGAUUGUCACUGCGGGAGACGUUCUACUCACCCUCUCGCAGAUAUACUGUGCAUACUACAUCUUCGAGCUAGGUUUUAGGACACAGUUCAUGAGCAUCAUUGGCCUGGCGCACCAUGUCGGGCUACUACUCAUUACACAAACGGCUUUGGUCAUCUCGGUGAACAUGGACAAAGAUGCGACCAUCGAGUACUACAUGUGUAUAAUGUGGGGAACCUUCGAUCUCAUCGCCGAGUUUCCAAUCCACACCUGCAUGAUCUACUGGCGUGUCAGACGGAAUUCCCACCGUACUUUGAUGUACAUCGCGUACAGUUGCUACGCCUGGCAGGCUUCGUUGGCCGCUGCUGAGACCGCCUUGACAAUCUACUUGCUGAACGCCUCGUGGGAUCGCUGGGAGGUGAAAUGGCAAGUCAUCACGCCGCUGAUUUUUGCGCUGUGGAUCUCGACUCAGAUUUACGGAGCUACCACGCUACUUCGCAUGGGCCAUACGGAGCGGAGGCAUUGCACACCAAUUGCGGAGGAGAGAACAGAGGAAGGGUUACCAGGCACCAUCACCGGACGGGAGCCCAAAAGCGAAGAACCCUGA
Messenger RNA from Pseudomassariella vexata, 954 nucleotides. RefSeq lists its product as uncharacterized. The transcript is spliced from 3 exons. The record is from RefSeq and is a predicted model, not a curated record. NCBI's taxonomy places the organism in Eukaryota, Fungi, Ascomycota, Sordariomycetes, Amphisphaeriales, Pseudomassariaceae. The coding region runs from base 1 to 954 and encodes 317 amino acids.